Molecule: messenger RNA, 1244 nt
Organism: Branchiostoma belcheri (Belcher's lancelet)
Lineage: Eukaryota; Metazoa; Chordata; Leptocardii; Amphioxiformes; Branchiostomatidae
Product: protein app1-like
Exons: 2
Coding region: 299-1219 (306 amino acids)
Source: RefSeq, a predicted model, not a curated record
CAUUAACACAGUUACCACAUUGUAUAAUAUUUUGCCAAAUGUAGGACUUCUCUACAUGUAGCUUGUCGAUAUACUGCUUUUUAACACACUUCUUAGUUUUACCACAGGAAAAAAGUUGCAGACUGCUGCGUGAUGUUUAAGCUUAAUAGAAACUCAUAGACAUGAUCCAUAACCACAUUACAGCACACCUAACUGAUAUUACUUACAUUUGUAAGUCUGGAAUGAUUUUCUCCUCAACCAUUUCUUCUUUGUUUGUUUCUUUCUUUGUUGUGUCAAAAUGAUGUAGGUGGUAUUGUCCAUGGCUCAGCAGCCAUUGCAAGCUCCGGCUGGAGCUGUGAUUCCAGAACCUGUUCAUGCGGUACCACUGCAGCAGGUCUCUGUGGUACCACAGCAGGGUACACAAGUCUCCAUGACCAUUGUACCCCAGCAAGGUACACAAGUAUCCAUGGUACCACAGCCUGUUGAACUGGUGGUAUCACCGACAGUACCAGCGGUACCACAGCAGGGUACACAACUCUCCAUGGUACCACAGCCUGUUGAACUGGUGUCUGUGGUAUCACCAACAGUACCGGUGGUACCACAGCCAGGUCAGCACAUACCUCCAACUUCACAGCAGGUGCAACAGGUGUUCCAGGUGGCCCAGCAGCACCUGACCCAGGUCCCUGCACCUGCAGAUGUACAUCUGCAGCAGGCUCUACAUCCAGACCAGGUGGUAUUGUCUCCCAUGGCUCAGCAGCCAUUGCAAGUUCAGAGUGGAGCUCUGAUUCCAGAAACCGUUCACGGGGUACCACUGCAGUCAACUCUGGUACCGCAGCAGAGUGCACCAGGUUCCAUUGUACCACAGCAGGGUACACAAGUAUCAGUAGUACCACAUCAGGGUUCACCGGUAGCAGUGGUACCACCGCAAAUUGCACCAGUCUCCAUGGUACCACAGCAGGGUACACUACCACAGCAGGGUACUUCAGCCUUCAUGGUACCACAGCAGGGUGCAUCAGCCUCCAUGGUACCACAGCAGGGUACACAAGUCUCCAUGGUACCACAGCAGGGUUCACCAGUAUCAGUGGUACCACCACCGGUUGCAUCAGUCAAUGUGGUACCACAGCAGGGUACAUCUACCACAGCAGGGUACAUCAGCCUUCAUGGUACCACAGCAGGGUACACCAGCCUCCAUGGUACCACAGCAGGGUACAUCAGCCUUCAUGGUACCACAGCCUGUUGAACUGGUAUCUGUGGUAUCACCGACA